Molecule: messenger RNA, 1129 nt
Organism: Limulus polyphemus (Atlantic horseshoe crab)
Lineage: Eukaryota; Metazoa; Arthropoda; Merostomata; Xiphosura; Limulidae
Product: Down syndrome cell adhesion molecule-like protein Dscam2
Exons: 7
Coding region: 31-1083 (350 amino acids)
Molecular function (GO): protein binding
Source: RefSeq, a predicted model, not a curated record
ACACUAAGUUUGAUAAAGAACAACGGUCAGAUGGAAGAGGUUAACAUCUCAGGUGACCAGAACACCUAUACCUUCAGUGACCUAAGUUGUGGCUCUCAGUACCAGGUUUUCUUAGUUGCUUUUAACUCAGCCGGAAAGGGAGAGCCUUGUGACACAGUCCACACCAAGACCUUGGGUGGAGCUCCAGUGGCUCCCAGUAACAGUUUAGCACUGUCAUACAACGUCACUUCCGUAACCGUUAAUUUGGAAUCUUGGGAGGACGGUGGAUGUCCGUUACUUUCGUACCAAGUACGUUAUAGACGCCAAGACGCUCAACAUUGGAAACUGAUAGCAACUGAGCUUCCCGCCAAUAAAAAGAAAUUCUUGGAUAUCCACGGAUUGGCAAGAGGAAUGUGGUAUCGGUUACAGGUUACAGGAAGAAAUAUAGCUGGAAAAACAGAAGCGGAAUAUGUUUUCCGUACUCUUGUCACCCCAGAAGCUCCAUACAAUAUCAAGCCUAACACUGCGCUUUCCAGAAGCUCUACACCUUUCUACUUGGACCUAAAUAUCAUGAUACCUGUCGCUGUGUCAGUUUUUGUCAUUAUAAUUGUUCUAAUUGUCCUCUGUCUGGUCAUCAGGAAGAAAACUUCAAACAGCUCACACACGGGUAGUUAUGUAUAUGGCGUGGCGAAAGGACCUGCGCAUGCAACUUUGCGCAUGACCGAUUAUGAAAAAAAAUCUGGAAAAAAGAAAAAGAAGAAAAAGAAGGCUAAUGGAGUCUACUACCCUACUCCUUAUGCUACAACACAACUUACAGGAGAAGAUUUAGAAAAAUCACGAACCGAAGAAUUUCCUCAGCCUCAAGAGGAGCCUUUGUAUGCUACUGUUAAGAGAACACCCCGACCCCCAAGAUCAGAUGCUCACAUCUACCAGUCCCCUGUGCCUUCGUUGUCAGAAAUGGACCAGCUAACGCCUUCUCCUUCGCCGACUACAUGCAAGAGAUCUGGAAUGACGGUGAAGUUAAGUACUACUUCAGACCCAAAAUACAGCGGAAGCAAAAGAAGAAGCUCAGAAACCAAGACCUGUCGUCACUCUGAAAUUUAGUGAAAGUUACUUUUUCAAAAUAAUGAAAUAACGCGUCGUACUUGAA